Colossoma macropomum (tambaqui) is the source of this 6812-nucleotide messenger RNA. RefSeq names its product ATPase phospholipid transporting 11C (gene atp11c). Lineage: Eukaryota; Metazoa; Chordata; Actinopteri; Characiformes; Serrasalmidae. Bases 548 to 4033 code for a protein of 1161 amino acids. Gene Ontology annotation, cellular component: trans-Golgi network; plasma membrane; recycling endosome. Gene Ontology annotation, molecular function: magnesium ion binding; ATP hydrolysis activity; ATP binding. The record is from RefSeq and is a predicted model, not a curated record. Gene Ontology annotation, biological process: phospholipid translocation. The transcript is spliced from 31 exons.
UUUGACAGAGUAGAGUGGUGAGAGACGGAGGUGGCGACACGCGAGACAGACGAGCGCAUCCUCUGCCACUGAAUUCCGGUCACUUUCUGCCCGUAGGUGUGUAACGUUAGUUUUGUGUGCUCCUGUUCGGUGUGAACGGACGGAGGGCGACGCAGCUGUCUGUUCUUUUAUUGAAGCUCAGCAACAGGGCAGAGACCAGGAUGCCGCUGACCGGAGCAGCAGCGUCGUGCACGGGGAGCUCCCGCGACUAGCAGCCCCUGCCCACCGCCACCGCGGGAACAAACCGGAGAGGAGAAUAUGCAAAUUGUUCGAGAGGCAAGAAGUCAAACCGAAUGGAAACGAUGUAGCUUCACCGCCGCACUUCAUAUAGCUCGGAGAAAUAGGGUAGAAAAUAGAUAGCUAGCUAGCUAACGCGCUUAAUUGCCGUCAUACAUGCAAAGUUACUCAUUGCCAGUGAAGCUCCAGGAGCCCGUGGUUGGCUGAUUAAAAAGGAACAGCAGCAGUUUUACGGCGUCUUCAGGUACCAAAGAAGACAGAGGAGUCAAAUAUGCUACGGAGGAGGCUCAAUCGUCUGUGUGGCGGGGAUGAGAAAAGAGUGGACAGCAGGACUAUCUAUGUAGGACAUCGUCCUGGUCCGGCCACUGAGGCCUUUAUCCCACCCAAAUUUUGUGACAACAGAAUAGUGUCUUCCAAGUACACUGUAUGGAACUUUCUGCCAAAGAACCUGUUUGAGCAGUUCAGAAGAAUCGCCAAUUUUUAUUUCCUUAUUAUAUUCCUGGUGCAGGUUAUUGUGGACACCCCAACAAGCCCUGUGACCAGUGGCUUACCCUUGUUUUUUGUCAUCACAGUGACGGCCAUCAAACAGGGUUAUGAGGACUGGCUGCGGCAUAAAGCGGACAACGAGGUGAAUAAGUACCCAGUGAUAGUGCUGGAGGAUGGACGGUCGAUACGCAAGGAGAGUGAAAAAAUCAAGGUGGGUGAUAUAGUGGAGGUGGUGGAGGACGAGACCUUUCCCUGUGACCUCAUUCUGCUGCAGUCCAGUCGAGACGAUGACACUUGCUUCGUCACCACAGCCAGCCUGGAUGGGGAGUCUAACCACAAAACACACUACACAGUGUCAGAUACAGAAAAGGACCUGCAGUCUCUCUCUGCCACCAUCGAGUGUGAACAGCCCCAGCCUGACCUCUACAAGUUUGUGGGCCGGAUGUAUAUUUACAAGACAGGGCACGAUUCAGCAGUAAGAUCUUUGGGCCCAGAGAACCUGCUUCUGAAAGGGGCAACCUUAAAAAACACCAAGAAGAUUUAUGGUGUAGCAGUGUACACAGGCAUGGAGACAAAGAUGGCUCUCAACUACCAGGGCAAGUCUCAAAAACGCUCAGCCGUGGAGAAAUCUAUCAAUGGCUUCCUGCUGGUCUAUUUAUGCAUCCUGAUAAGCAAAGCAGUGGUGUGCACCACCCUGAAGUAUGUCUGGCAGAACCAAUUUGGGCAAGACGAACCUUGGUACAACCAGAAGACUCAGAAGGAGAAGGACACCUAUGUGUAUCUGAAGAUGUUUACAGACUUCCUCUCCUUCAUGGUGCUGUUCAAUUUCAUCAUUCCCGUGUCCAUGUACGUCACCGUGGAGAUGCAGAAGUUUCUGGGUUCGUUCUUUAUUACUUGGGAUAGAGACUUCUUCGACCCGGAGAUCCAAGAGGGGGCUCUGGUCAACACAUCUGACCUCAAUGAGGAGCUUGGUCAGGUGGAGUAUGUCUUCACAGACAAGACAGGCACACUGACGCAGAACAACAUGGAGUUCAUCGAGUGCUGUAUAGAUGGCUUCCAGUACAAGAACACAGACUCCAUGAGUGAGCUGGAUGGGUUCUGUGUCACUGAUGGGCCUGUCAGCAAGCUGCAGCAGAAGGCUGGCCUGAAAAAAGAGGAGCUUUUCCUGCGGGCUCUCUGCUUGUGUCACACGGUCCAAGUGAAGGAGGCAGGGCCAGAUGAGAUUGAUGAGAUUGAUGGGGUCCAGGUGGACGGACUGGCGGCUGGACUGUCCCAGCCAGUUGAAGAGAGAGGCUUCAUUGCCUCCUCCCCAGAUGAGGUCGCUCUGGUCAAAGGAGCCAUGAAACAUGGCUUCACUUUCCUGGGUUUGGAAAACAAAACUAUGAAGAUAAGAAACAGGCAGAACGAUACUGAAAUAUAUGAGUUGCUUCAUGUGCUCAACUUUGACCCUGUACGACGAAGAAUGAGUGUCAUAGUCAGGACCAAGACAGGGGAAACUCUGCUCUUCUGCAAAGGGGCCGAUUCCUCCAUCUUCCCCAGAGUCAGAUCAGAGGAAGUGGACAGAAUCCGUAUGCAUGUUGAGCGCAAUGCUACAGAUGGCUACAGGACCCUGUGUGUGGCCUAUAAGCAGCUCAGCCCAGAGGAGUAUGCUGUGGCAGACGCUGGACUGAGGGAUGCCCGUCUGGCUCUGCAGGACCGGGAGGAGAAGCUUAUGGCUGUUUAUAACCAGGUGGAGACAGGAAUGAGUCUGAUUGGAGCUACUGCAGUGGAGGACAGGUUGCAGGAGGAGGCUGCAGAGACCAUGGAGGCUCUGCAGGGAGCUGGGAUGAAGGUGUGGGUGCUCACUGGAGACAAGAUGGAGACGGCCAAGUCCACGUGUUACGCCUGCCGCCUGUUUCAGCGGGGCACGGAGCUGCUGGAACUGACUGUGCGUACCCUUGAAGAUGGAGGGAGGAAGCGUGAAGAGAGGCUCCACGAGCUGCUGCUAGACUACCAUAAGAAAGCGGUGCAGGAUGCACCACCAGUCAAAGCUGGGGUCACCAGGUCUGCGAUCUCAAUGAACCAAUCUGCUGUGCAUUCCACAAUGAGGAGCUGGUCCACUUCAAAUCAGGAGUAUGGCUUCAUCAUAGACGGAGCCACAUUGUCUUUAGUGAUGAACCCAUCUCCUGAUGCAAAUUCCAACCGCUACAAGAACCUCUUCCUGCAGAUCUGCCAGAACUGCACUGCUGUACUCUGUUGCCGCAUGGCUCCAUUGCAGAAGGCUCAGAUAGUGAAAAUGGUGAAGAACUCUAAAGGUUCUCCCAUCACAUUGUCUAUUGGUGAUGGGGCCAAUGAUGUCAGUAUGAUCCUGGAGGCACAUGUGGGCAUCGGAAUAAAAGGUAAAGAGGGCCGCCAAGCAGUGAGGAAUAGUGACUACGCCAUCCCCAAACUCAAGCACUUAAAGAAGCUUCUGCUGGCACACGGACACCUCUACUAUGUGCGCAUUGCCCACCUCGUCCAGUACUUCUUCUACAAGAACCUUUGUUUCAUCUUACCUCAGUUCCUGUACCAGUUCUUCUGUGGUUACUCUCAGCAGCCCCUGUACGAUGCAGCCUAUCUGACGAUGUACAACAUCUGCUUCACCUCCAUGCCCAUCCUGGCCUACAGCCUGCUGGAGCAGCACAUAGCCAUCGAGAUCCUGCUUGACAAUGCCACCCUCUACAGGGAGAUAGCAAAGAACGCUAUGUUGCGAUGGGGCCCCUUCCUAUACUGGACUGUGUUGGGGAUUUUCCAGGGACUUCUCUUCUUCUUUGGUGUCAGAUAUCUGUUCAGCAACCCAGCGCUGCAGGACAACGGCCAGGUGUUUGGAAAUUGGUCUUACGGAACAAUAGUGUUUACAGUCCUUGUUUUCACUGUCACACUAAAGCUGGCUUUGGACACACGGCACUGGACGUGGAUCAACCACUUUGUGAUCUGGGGCUCACUGGCCUUCUAUGUGUUCUUUAGCUUCUUCUGGGGAGGCAUCAUAUGGCCAUUCCUGAGACAACAACGGCUGUACUUUGUCUUUGCUAACAUGCUGAGCUCUGUGUCAGCCUGGUUGGUCAUCAUCCUCCUCAUCCUCCUCAGUCUUUUGCCGGACAUCCUCUUGGUGGUCCUCCGCAAGCCCAGAGGCCCACAUGCUCGAAAGAAGAAGAAAUGUCAGUCAAGUGCAGGGGGCAGCCAAUCCUCCAGGGCUUCCAUCAGGCCUCUGCUCAUGAGAACCUUUUCAGACGAAUCCAAUACUGUCAUAUGAACAGCUGUCAGAGGCCUCUCUCAUUCACACAGCCAGAUCGCUGCCGUCACCCCGUUGUCCUACAAGUAUCUGAACGAGCAAUACUGAAGGACACAGACCAGCCUGGGGUGGAACCUGCUGAAAGGACCUCGAGUGUCAGCCAAGCUGGCUGUCUUUACUGCUGCCUGGACAGGAAAAUCAAGAAAAUGAGAACAACCUAACUGAAUGGUGGGCAAUGAAAAAGAGAAGAAGAAAAAAAACUACCUAGUCCAGGCCAAGAUCCAGCAGUGUGCCAGCCCUCUGUCUUUUUUUCCCACCAUGUCCCUCGCUCUCUUUCUCCUUCAUCCCUCCCUCUCUCUGUAGCAUGACUUCACCCAAGCAUACUGUGCCGCUGGUCCUUGCAGCAUGUGGCAUUUUUUGACCUUUUACUUUUCAUGACCCAUCCAUUGUCAAGGCAUGUGAUUUUAAACCUCCUCCCUUCUUACAGUUAGCCCACUGCAAAUGUCCCUUCCUGAGGCAAAUCCAUGGUGACGGGAUGUUCUGAUUUUCCUCAGUGGUUCUCCUGCAUGAGAGAAGCUAGAGAAGCUGAUACCAACACCAUCGUUCCUCUGUCAUUGUAGCAGUUUUCGUUCCAGGUUUCUUUGGCAGAAAUAGUUCUUCCCUUUGUGAUCUGAAAUGCCCCAGGCCCAAAUCGUAGUCUAGAAUUUAGUGAGUUUGAGCUUUUAAUUUUGAGCUCUAUAACAUGCUGCACUGACAGCCCUGACCCUAUGGGUAUAAUAAGCUGCCUUUCAGCAACUUGCUGUGUGUCCAAGUCUGUUGAGCGUGGGGUUUGGACGUUUUCACCGGUCGUGCAUGUUUGCGUGAGAAGAAGGUCUGGCCACGAGUUAGUGUCUUUUCUUUAGUUCACAUUAGAAUUUUGUAUUAUUGUAAUUUUCUGAUGAUGCAGGGAUUACUUCGGACAUCAGAUUAGUGAUUAUGAAUUAGAUGUGUAUGUUCUGUGCUGUUUGCUGGAAGCCAAAAAAACUUUUUUGCAGCAUAUCCAGUCCUGCUAAGUGUAAUGUGUUUGUAUGGAGAUGCUCCGUGCCGGGAGUUUGGUUUCCUUCGCUGAAAGUUAGUACCUUGCUGAGUCUGAGAUUAAUCUGUUUGUGAUACAGGUGGUGAUAUGUUUAGUCUCUGUACUGGCAUUUACACACAUAUUAUUUAUAUCGCUUGAUGUUUUGUCCCUCUUUGAGCCCAUUUGGGCCAGUGCUCACUGUUGAAGGCACAUGUAUACAGCAUGCACUUAAGCACGCGUAGAAUGCACACUGCUUCUUUGAGGCAACUGCUCGUAUCAUUGUUUGAGUCAAAGAAAUGGUGGGGGGAGGGGGACUGUGGUGACAUACAAAGUGCCAACUCCAGAUCUCCUGGACACCUGAGUUAGUGCCACUGUGAGGCAUUUUUGCCCUCCGUUAAUACCAACAUGGUUGGUACUGCGGUUAGAAUAGCGUUCGUCUUUACCCCCUUCUUUCUUUCCUUCUUUAUGCUUCUUCAUACAUUCCAUUUCUACAUGCCAACAUUUCAAUCACUUUCUAGAUCAUUACUGAUGUUUGUCUUUGUUUUCAACUGAGUGAUUCUAUUUGACAUAUUUAUUGUAAUGUGUAAUUUUAGUCACAAAAGUUAUAUUUUUAUGACAUGGAUCUUUUUUAUUGUUGAGAAUGAUCAGCUCGUGCCAAUUGAGUUUUGUCUAUGUAAUCCCAGAUGCUCGGCGAUCGAACCUGCUCCCACUGAGGGCCUGAACUGCUCUUAGAUCACUAUUUCACAUGCCACUCAGCUGGUUUAAGGCUGGAAUGGUGCAUGCUGUCUGAUCUCAGUAAUAAUCCCUUUAAUGAAUGCUAUUUGACCAUUUCAGUUUAUUUAUACGCUACUAGCCAAAAGUGGGCAUGAAGAAACCAGAUUUUGGCAUGUUUUUUGAAUGGUUAAAUGUCUUUUAAAACCAUUUGGAUCUGAAAGGCAUUGUGCUCUGUUCCAGCUUAAACCACAUGGGCUGUGUGUGUUUGUGUGUGGGUAGCUGUGGGAGCAGCGGUGUGUUAGACCUUUGACUGUGUAAUGAUGCCAAGCAUCUUAAGCCCUACGCUGUUUCCCUAUGAGCACUCUCGAAUUCUAUCAUAAAACAUUAUUUUCAGAUGAGAAUAUAGAUAAAAGCUACAUUGUAUUUUUAUUUAUCUCUGUAAAAGAUUUAUUGAGAAUUGUCUGGGAUAGAUUACCCAACUGUAUGGAUAUUAUCCAACCCUCUAGUUUUUUUUGUUGUUGUUGUUGUGCUGAAGCGUGGUAACGCCAUCAUUAACCUGAGCCAUGGUGCACAUGCACACAUAUGCAUAUAGCCCGAGGCGCUGAAGUGUGUGUUCAGCUCAGAAAGGGGAGGGGUGAAUGGGACCUGCCUGCAGUAUUUCAAUACCCAAAACAGACCUUUAAAUUACAUCAGAGAUGCUAUUUUCAAAGCUUAUGGUAAUUCUUGAAUUCUCCUGUUUGCCUGAAAAACACAGAAAAGAAAAAAAGUUGAUUGUAUUUUUACUGCAACCUUUUUUCGAGCCACUGUUUUGUAAGAAAAUGAAAACGUCCAAAAAAAAAGGUGCAUUAGGCUGCCUGAGUGUGGAGAGUGGGGCAGUGUCAAGGCGGUGCUGUGAACACUCGGCCUGUGUCAGGACCCUCUGUCCGGAUCCUCAGGCUCCGGCCUUCUGACCUGAAUGUACCUCUUUAAGACCAGUCUGUUCCAAAACAAAAAAAAAUUCUUUAUGUAAUAAAACAAUUUUCAAACAAAGAG